Messenger RNA from Aspergillus japonicus CBS 114.51, 1568 nucleotides. RefSeq names its product glycerol-3-phosphate dehydrogenase family protein. NCBI's taxonomy places the organism in Eukaryota, Fungi, Ascomycota, Eurotiomycetes, Eurotiales, Aspergillaceae. Gene Ontology annotation, biological process: carbohydrate metabolic process; glycerol-3-phosphate catabolic process. The record is from RefSeq and is a predicted model, not a curated record. The transcript has 2 exons. Gene Ontology annotation, molecular function: glycerol-3-phosphate dehydrogenase [NAD(P)+] activity; NAD binding. Bases 319 to 1434 code for a protein of 371 amino acids. Gene Ontology annotation, cellular component: nucleus; glycerol-3-phosphate dehydrogenase (FAD) complex; cytosol.
CCGCUUUCUGCCCCUUCAAGAAACUUUAAUCCCUCAUUUUCCCAUCCCGUUCGGCACUUCUCCUACACACGUUCUCGACUCUCUAGUGAAUCCCUAAGCAAUCACACGACAAUGGGCUCUCUUGGACCUUACCAGCGCAAGCACAGGGUUGCUGUGAUCGGCUCAGGAAACUGGUAUGUACACCUACAUGUGUUCUCCUUUUGACAAGAGUAGGUAGGUGUGAAUGGGUGCUAACAAGGCAAAAGGGGUACCGCUAUCGCCAAAAUCGUUGCCGAAAACGCUGCCAGCAACCCUGCCAUCUUUGAGAAAGAUGUUCAGAUGUGGGUCUUUGAGGAGAAGGUCGAAAUCGCCAAGGACUCACGCCACUACAACGCCUCCUCUCCAUUGUGCCAAGGGCCACAGAACCUGACGGAUAUCAUCAACACCGUUCACGAGAACGUGAAAUACCUUCCUGGAAUCACUCUUCCGGAGAACCUGCACGCUAACCCAUCUGUGGUGGAUGCUGUCAAGGACAGCACGAUCCUUGUCUUCAACCUCCCUCAUCAAUUUAUCAUCAAGACUUGCGAACAAAUUAAGGGGAAGAUCGUGCCGUACGCACGGGGUAUUUCCUGCAUCAAGGGCGUGGAUGUGAACGAAGAAGGCAUCAGUCUUUUCUCAGAAACAAUUGGCAAAAUUCUGGGGAUCUAUUGCGGUGCGCUUUCGGGUGCCAACAUCGCCAGUGAAGUCGCGCAAGAGAAAUGGUCCGAGUCGAGUAUUGCCUACGACCCCCCACACCUGGAUUCUAAGGCUCCUUCGCCCAACCGCUCUCCCUCCGCAUCUUCUGAGAACCUUGUUCACUUCGAACACAAGGAUGUAUCAGGCCAGCUCUCUCAGGUGAAGCUGCAGGCCCUGCCGUCCGAGUUCCCCCCAGUUGAUCAUGCUGUUCUCAAAUCCCUGUUCCAUCGUCCUUAUUUCCAUAUUCGUGUGGUGAAUGACGUUGCUGGAGUCUCCCUUGGUGGUGCUUUGAAGAACGUCGUCGCGGUUGCUGCCGGCUGGGUAGUCGGCAUGGGAUGGGGCGACAACGCCAAGGCUGCUAUCAUGCGGGUUGGACUUCUUGAGAUGGUCAAAUUCGGAGAGAAGUUCUUUGGCGCGACCAUCGAGACCCGAACUUUCACUGAGGAGAGUGCAGGCGUCGCCGAUCUGAUUACCAGCUGCAGUGGUGGCCGUAACUUCCGUUGCGCAAAGCUCAGUGUGGAAAGGAAGCAAUCAAUUGAAGAAGUCGAAGAGACUGAGCUGAACGGCCAGAAGCUCCAGGGCACCUUGACUGCAAUUGAAGUCAACAACUUCCUGAAGAAGCAGGGCAUGGAGGAUGAAUUCCCCCUUUUGACUGCUGUUUACCGUGUUCUCACGGGAGCUAUGUCGGUGGAAGACAUUCCAUCAUUCAUCGAGCGGUAAAUGAGACCUGAUGACAUUUCCCUUUGGCUAUGAUUUUGUUGUUAAUUCACUGGGACUUGUUUCUUUCAAUUAUAUAACAGAAAGCCGAUUACUCCAACAUACACGGAUACGAGCGAAGCGACGAGCGUUGGCGC